ACUUUCAGCCCUCUCAUGGUUGGUCUCUUUGAUGUGCUCAUCGUUGACGACCAUUUUCGCGUCUUCGAUUCCUCCUUGCACUUUCAAGUCAACCCAGGGAAAAUGUAUCCCGCGGCAGGGAUUAUGUCAUGGGGAGACGGGGCAGAUGAGUUCGUAGCUGGAACGAGGGCUGAAGUGUUCAUCCUCCCCAGAGAUGCAUUUGGCAACGAGGUCACUUCAACCAGUGAAGGAUCAAGAGACUACACUUUCUCAUUAUCUGCAACGACCUCGGAUGGAAUCCCAGCAACUCUACUCAACACAUCAUUCAAAGGAUGGAAUGAGCAACAACACCUCUGCCUUGAGUUCAUUGCAGCUACUGCAGGAAGCCUCCUCCUUCAUGUAGAAACCGAAAACCAAACACUGCACGGAUCGCCACUACCGUUCAUGGUGCAUCCAGGGAAACUGGAUAUCUCCCGCUGUGAAGCUCGGCUGAAGGUGGAAACGAAACAUUUCCAACUGUUCUCGAAUAUGGAAGGGUUAAUCCACCAGUAUGAUCGAUAUGGGAACUUGGUUUCUGGAUCAUAUGAAUUCGACCUUGAAGUUUUCGAAAAGGGAACCAAUCUGUCCAUGCCGUUAUCUGAUCUUCUCUUCAGAGACGUCGCCCCUGGAACUCAGUCGUUCUCCUUCACCCUAUAUGAGCCUGGGAACUUCACACUCAAUAUAUCAGAUAAGGAGAAGAACACCCUGAUCUCCAACACACCAUAUGAUUUCGCUGUAUAUAUAGGUUACUGCGAUGGAGUUAACAGCAUAGUUAAUGGAUCGGGUUUAAAUAGCUCUGUUGUUGGUGAAACUGCAAAGUUUUCGAUUUUUUUGAGGGAUGCCUAUUUGUAUCCUUCUCAGGUUCAGCUAGAAAACCUUCGAGUUCACAUUAUACAGUUGUCUGAUUCACAGAUUAUACAACCAAGAAUACAAAUAAGGGCGUCUAAUGGAAGCUUCUCCUCUGGAAAAUUGAAUCAUGGAGUGAUUGCUACAAGAAACAAUAUAAACGAUAACUGGAAUUUCAAGGCUAGCGACUUUGAUGUUAGUUAUAAAUCUGAGAAGAGCGGCUUGCAUGAGAUGCGUGUUUUUUGUGGGAACAUCGCCUUGAAUGGUGGUCGUGCAUUUAGAAAGGAAGUGACUGCAGGGGCUGUCAAUGUCUCACUCUCUGGGGUGGUGAGGUUUUCAGAGAAAGUGGCGAAGAUGGUGAAAAAUGACAUAGUUGUACGCCUCGUGGAUUCCUAUUCAAAUCCUGUGCUUUUACAAGAAUCACACUUGAGAUUGGAGAUUGCUUCAAUCAACAAAUCUGCCUUCUCUACAUGGGAUUUUGCUGACAACAACAAUGGGUUGUACACGGUUAAGUAUCUUGCAAAUGAUAUUGGAACCUAUGAGCUGUGUGCUUCUUAUAAGGGAGAGCGCUUCGUGCCAUGUCCCUUUGGUGUUCACGUCUAUAACUAUGAGUAUUUCCCUGUAGCUCGCAAUGACACAGCUUCCAUUUGGGAGGAUGAGGCACUUGAUUUUGAUGUUACGAGAAAUGACUCUUUUUCUGGUGCAAAUGCAACAGUUGUUGAAUAUUCCAAGCCAAGGCAUGGUUCACUCCUACUGUACGGAAGCAGUGUCUUUAGGUACACGCCAUAUAAGGAUUUCUAUGGUAAUGAUGAUUUCUCUUAUACGAUGUCCGAUUCAAAUGGGAACCUUGCCUCUGCUGCUGUGGGUUUGCUCAUCGUCUGCAGACCGCCUCACUUUGCUUCGAUCCCGAGCAACUUGCAAGCUGUAGAAGAGGGCGUUAGUCCCACAUUCGGUGGUUUUAAUGGAUUUGAAGUCACUUAUUCGGACUUGGGAGAAAACAUAAGUGUCACUCUGAGUUCAAAAUCUGGUACAGUUCAGCUAUCUCCUACGCAAGUGCAGUUUUGGAGGCCUAAUUGGGACAAAUUUUCAGUCCAUAAAAAGGUUGAUGAACUGAAGCUGAUUGGUUGUAUUGAUGUAGUAAACUCAGCCCUGCAAUCUAUCCAAUAUUCUGGAAACCGUGAUUUCUAUGGUGAUGAUAUGAUCACACUUUAUUCCGAGAACAGCAAUGGGAGGAACGAUGUCAACGUUCCCAUCUUCGUGCAGCCUGUGAACGACGCUCCUGUGAUAAACGCCCCAUCAUUCGUCGUAUUAAAUGAUACGAGUGAUGGAGUGCAGAUUUUUCGUGAGAAUUCUGUUGGUGUUCACGACCCUGAUCUUCAGAACUUUCCUGGAAACCAUUCCCAUUUCUUGAUUGUGUUGACGAUGGAGGUGAGCGAUGGAUUCCUGUCGACUAGCCUCCCUGCAGAGCUCGUCGCAUCGACUGAGUUAAAGAUGAAGAGCAGCUAUCAAUGGCAGCCUCUCCAAACAUUUGUUACAAUAUCAAAGCAUUUCAUGGUGAGAGCAAAGGGGAUCAGAUUUAGGGGUGCAAUUGAGGAAUGCAACAGUAUCUUGCAGAAGCUAUCUUACCAUGAAGGCCAGCAUGGAGCUGUGUUGACACUGACAGUGAAUGAUCUUGGUAACCAUGGAUGCUACCCGAACUGUGAUCAGAUGAUGUCGACACCUCUGUUUGCUGAGUCAACAGUAAACCUCGUACGAUACAAGCCCAUGAGUUCAUUGGCAGCUCAUAUUUUAGGAUCUGCAAUCGUAGUCGAAUCGAUACUUGUGAUCUCUCUUGGGUUGCUGCUGCUGUUCUUCAUAUGCAAAUGUGCCGUUGUUUUAGCCCGGGAGAAGAGGAGGAGGAAGGCUAAGGAGAUUGAGCUAUCCAAACUUGAACAUUCUUCAAAAGAAAAUCUGGAUAUGGAUGCUUCUGAAAAUGAGAGGUAGUUGCCAUGCAUAUGUGGAAGACAGAACUGAAGCUCCAACAAGUUUUUACUUAUCCAAAUUUUAGUUUAUUGUUAGCUCAUUGAAAUUGAAUGUAUAUAUAGUAG
Messenger RNA from Salvia hispanica, 2951 nucleotides. RefSeq names its product gamete expressed 2 (gene GEX2). Gene Ontology annotation, biological process: actin cytoskeleton organization; pollen sperm cell differentiation. Lineage: Eukaryota; Viridiplantae; Streptophyta; Magnoliopsida; Lamiales; Lamiaceae. Gene Ontology annotation, molecular function: actin filament binding. The record is from RefSeq and is a predicted model, not a curated record.